Messenger RNA from Populus trichocarpa (black cottonwood), 1968 nucleotides. RefSeq lists its product as uncharacterized. Lineage: Eukaryota; Viridiplantae; Streptophyta; Magnoliopsida; Malpighiales; Salicaceae. The transcript has 2 exons. The record is from RefSeq and is a predicted model, not a curated record. The coding region runs from base 630 to 1502 and encodes 290 amino acids.
UUGUUGAAAGUGGGGCAAAAAAAAAAAGAAUUUCCAGCACCAUCAAUGAAAGGGAAAGGAAGCUCCAUUAAUCAAAUAUGUUUAUCCGUGUUAUAUUGAAGAGCACAACACCUGUGCUUCUGGCACACCAUGUCUACAGGGGUGAAGCUCUGCUGCCUCGGAACCAUCCCCCCUGGUGUUCCACCACCAAUCAAACUGUGCCACAACAUGGCAUCAAGGGCAUGAGUGCCAAUUGCAGGGAAACCAGGCAGUGGUGCCUCUGCCAUCCAAUUACCUGAAAUGAAAAGCACAUCCCUUCGCUCAUUGUUUGAGGUGGUGUGGUACUCUUCAUACCUGAUGAGACACCAAGUUGUUGGUAAAAGACCUAAAGGGUCAGGGUCCUCUGAUAAAAGGAUUGCCAUGGACUCCACCUAGCCCCCACAAUUUGUGCAGUGAUCAAUUCAUAACUUUAAAAAGCAAUCAAUUACCCACGCAAAGCUUUUCACUUUUGUGCCACUGGAAACCAAAAGAGAAACCUCCAUUGCUGCUUCAUGUCCUCUAGUCUCUUCAUAAGUCAUUCUCAGACAAAAUCCACCCUUCCCUCUUCAACUGGUUGUGAUCACACCCCAUCCAUUUUGUGAGCAAAAGAAAUGAAAUCAAUGAAGGGAAGAUUCCUAAAGAAAUUGAAUUUCAUUCCAAGUAUAAGCACACUGAAACAAGGUCUAGUUUCCCAUCUGAACUCCACAGAAAGUUUUUCCUAUCAGAACCUGCAGAUACCACCAAUUUACAUACAAGAGGAUCACAAAAAAGACAUUCUAGCUGGUAGUUUUGGUGUAUCAAAGCACAAAACAGAAUCAAAAGAUGAAGAACUGGAUUUGGAACUUAAUUUUGUCGACAAGGUGAACAUUGCAACCUCCGUAUUAUCCAAUGACAGAGUGCCUGCCAUGGACAGUCCUGAGGCUCCAGUCUCAACGGAGAUCACCGUGGAGCAAGACACAGAAAAUGAAGCUGAGAAAAAGAUUGAAGAACAUCCAUCUCUUUCAGAUUUUGAAGAGAAAUGUCUUCCAGGAGGAAGCCAGUCUGUAAUUCUCUACACAACAAGCUUGCGAAGUAUAAGAAAGACAUUUGAGGAUUGUCAUGCUAUUCGGUUUUUGUUGGAAAGUUUGAAAGUAAUGUUCUACGAGAGAGAUGUUUCUUUGCACUUGGAAUUCAGGGAGGAACUAUGGAGGAUACUGGGUGGCAGAGUGAUUCCUCCAAGGCUUUUCAUAAAGGGAAGGUACAUAGGAGGAGCUGAUGAAGUGAUUGGCUUGCACGAGCAAGGUAGGCUGAAGAAGCUCUUGGUAGGUAUACCUCUCAACCUGUCUAAUUCCCCAUGCAAUGGUUGCGGCAACAAGCGAUUUGUUGUUUGCUCCAAUUGUAAUGGCAGUUGUAAGGUCUUUGAAGAUGAUCAAAAUGAGGAGAAGUGCAUUAGAUGCCCUGAAUGUAAUGAAAACGGAUUGGCUAAGUGCCCCAUCUGCAGCUGAAAGUCCAGCUAUUCUCCUGAAGCUCUUUGUUGAUUCUUUGCAAUUUACAAGUCUUAAAGUGGAAACAUAUUGUGGUUAAGAAAAAACGGGAAUAUAUUGAUUGCAUUUGCAUUGGAUGUCCUGAGAGUAUAGAGAGAGAUAUGAAGUGACCCUUUGUUGCUGCAAAUCUGGCUGCCAUUUCUUUCUUGAAGUCAUUCUUGAUCCUUUUGUCGUAUGUAACUUCUGCUGCCUCUUCUUUGUUUCAUUUUUAUUUAUUUUUGUUACAGCAUGUUGUUUGUACAAUUGUUAGAAACAGAUGAUGCAUUAGGUUGCAAAGAUAGACCAAACUGCUAUUCUAAUUUUACAGGAUUCUCAAGUGAGGAUUCCUUUUACUUCUCUCAAGGAACUGUAUUAUGAUCUGAUCAUGUAAGGUAAUGAUAAUUAGUGGAAUAUCAGACAUGUGGAAGCAUGAUAGAGCUUCAUAUUA